This is a messenger RNA of Bombyx mori (domestic silkworm), 2416 nucleotides long. It is a transcript of the gene Cyp9a21, whose product is annotated as cytochrome P450 CYP9A21. The transcript has 12 exons. Lineage: Eukaryota; Metazoa; Arthropoda; Insecta; Lepidoptera; Bombycidae. The record is from RefSeq and is a predicted model, not a curated record. The coding region runs from base 259 to 1860 and encodes 533 amino acids. Gene Ontology annotation, molecular function: iron ion binding; monooxygenase activity; oxidoreductase activity, acting on paired donors, with incorporation or reduction of molecular oxygen.
UCUUUGUAUUACUAUAAUAUUUUUCGCAUCAAAACCUAGAUACUAUUUAUAACUCAACAUCAGAAAGAAACAGUCGCCUCAUGUGCGCGCACGUCAAUCUCACUAAUUCAGUUAUCACGAAAAUAGAUAAAUAUAAAUAAAUUAAUUUAAUAGCGAUUUUAUAUUUAUAUUAGAAACGUGGGAAACGUCUCUAAUCUGAACAACAAGAAAACAAAAAAGAGAUAAUCAAUUAUCAAACAGAACAGAAGAAAAGAUAUAAUGAUUAUCAUUAUAUGGACAUUAGCUAUAGGUUUGGCUUUCUUACUGUACCUGAAGCAGAUAUAUUGCUACUUCAGCAAGCAUGAAAUCAAGAGCAUAACCCCGCUUCCGAUACUGGGCAACAUGGGCAAGAUUGUCUUCAAGAUUAACCAUUUUGUUGAUGAUAUUUCUCAAUUGUACAACAAAUUUCCAGAAGAAAGAUUCGUUGGUAGAUAUGAGUUUGUAAAUCCGGUGAUCUACAUCAGAGACAUUGAGAUCGUAAAGAGAAUCACAAUUAAAGACUUUGAACAUUUCCUGGAUCAUCGCACGAUCGUCAAUGAGGAAACCGAUCCCAUUUUCGGAAGGAAUCUGUUUUCUUUGAAAGGCCAGGAAUGGAAAGAUAUGCGAUCCACUUUAUCGCCAGCCUUCACCAGCUCCAAGAUGAAGCUUAUGAUGCCCUUAAUAGUCGAAGUUGGAGAGCAGAUGAUCAACGCGUUAAAAAAGAACAUUAAAAACUCUGGUGUCGGAUACGUGGACAUAGACACUAAAGACCUGACCACUAGAUACGCCAACGAUGUGAUCGCCUCCUGCGCCUUCGGUCUGAAGGUCGACUCCCUCACCGAAGAGAACAACCAAUUCUACGCGAUGGGGAAAGCCGCUUCGAAUUUCAGUUUCAAACAGAUCCUACUCUUGUUGGGAUUUAUCUCAUUUCCUAAGAUGAUGAAGAUGACGAAAUUCACGCUGUUUUCGGAAGAAACGUCCGGAUUCUUUAAAGAGCUGAUAAUGGGUACCAUGAAAGACAGAGAAAUGCGGAAAAUCAUCAGACCAGACAUGAUCCAUCUACUCAUGGAAGCUAAGAAAGGAAAAUUAGUCCACGAUGAUAAAUCCAGCAAAGACACAGAUGCCGGAUUCGCCACGGUAGAAGAAUCUGCUGUUGGCAAGAAACAAAUCGAUAGAGUUGCAGUCUGGACUGAUGACGACAUCAUCGCUCAAGCAGUUCUUUUCUUCGUUGCUGGUUUUGAAACCGUUUCAUCGGCAAUGACGUUCCUCCUUCACGAAUUGGCUCUCAACCCUGAAGUACAAGACAAAUUGGUUGAAGAAAUCAAGGAGAACAAGGAGAGGAACAAUGGAAAAUUUGACUACAACUCCAUACAGAAUAUGGUGUAUCUGGAUAUGGUUGUUUCAGAACUCCUAAGGCUGUGGCCGCCAGGUGUCUCCAUGGAUAGAAUCUGCGUUCAAGACUACAACUUGGGGAAACCAAAUGACAAGGCCAAAAGAGACUUCAUACUUCGCAAAGGUACGGGUGUAGCUAUUCCCGUAUGGGCUUUCCACCGAAACCCGGAAUUCUUCCCGGACCCCCUGAAAUUCGAUCCCGAAAGGUUCUCAGAGGAGAACAAACACAACAUCAAGCCUUUCGCGUAUCUACCAUUUGGAGUGGGACCUAGGAAUUGUAUAGGUUCUAGGUUCGCUUUAUGCGAAGUCAAAGUGAUGGCAUACCAGCUACUCCAGCAUAUGGAGAUAUCUCCGUGCGAGAAGACGUGUAUCCCCUCGAAGCUCAGCAAGGAAACCUUCAACCUUCGUCUUGAAGGUGGUCAUUGGGUCAGGCUAAAGAUUAGAGAUUGAUUGAAAAAUCACUGUAAUUAUGAUAGGUGACUAAUGAAGACAUCAACUAGAUUAUUGUUAUAUUUAUAUUACACAUCAACUAUAUUAUAAUCAACUACAAUAUCAUAGACAAUUAUCAUUGAUAAUUUUAAAGCUAUAAAAUGUUUUGUGUGAAACGUUUGAAUUAUACUGUUUUUUUUAAUGUAUGUACGUAUGUAUUGCAGUCUGCAAAUAAAGUUUUAUUUAAAAAAAAUACUUUCAUGUCAUCAUAUUUGGAAUGGCAACGUCUGGUGAAGCGCACCACCAACCGAAGUGAUGACCACGGCCACUCUGACAAGAGUGCAUGCGACCGAGAAGAAAUCAUCAUCUUUUAUCAUCCAAAUCAUUCAGUUCUAGGUUUUGCUAAUGUUACUUUACAAAUAACCAAAGAAAAUGGAAACUUUAUAAUUUAUUUCUGGCAAUCUGUCUGUCUGCAUGUCACAGCAUAAUUUACUUGAAUGUGCUUGGGACUUGAAAAUAUAAUUAGUAUUCAAAGUAAAUAGUAUUCAAAGUUUGCAAUUAAGCUAUGUUCUAUAAA